Ceratina calcarata is the source of this 6281-nucleotide messenger RNA. Its product is annotated as putative cation-transporting ATPase 13A3. Gene Ontology annotation, biological process: polyamine transmembrane transport; intracellular calcium ion homeostasis; protein phosphorylation. The coding region runs from base 2062 to 5781 and encodes 1239 amino acids. Gene Ontology annotation, cellular component: membrane. NCBI's taxonomy places the organism in Eukaryota, Metazoa, Arthropoda, Insecta, Hymenoptera, Apidae. The transcript has 17 exons. The record is from RefSeq and is a predicted model, not a curated record. Gene Ontology annotation, molecular function: ATP binding; P-type transmembrane transporter activity; ATPase-coupled monoatomic cation transmembrane transporter activity.
GUUCUUUCUAACUAUUCUAACUCGAGAAAUAUAAAGUUUUUUUUAAUUCGUUUCUAUCGCGAAUCGAGCGCGAUAAAGCGUAACGAAAAUCCAUAAUUUGUCCUACCUACUCGCUAACGAAUGCUAACGAUGCGUAACGUACAAUAUUUUCAAACGCUUUUAGUAUAGUUUUCUCAAUUAAAAGCAAAUCACUUUUCCUAGAAUCGUUCGCGUUCUAAUUUCCAUUAGCGAAAAAGGAGAACUCGACACAGACGCGACGCGAAGGUGAAAGUAAUUUAAACGAAUGUUGGUAAAUGAGAAGAUAGUUUUGAAAGAUCAGUCAAUAUUUUCCAUAGCUCUUUCCAUCAUACUUUUCUCGCUUCAAAGAUCACCGAUCUUUUGCGAAAUAACGAGUCGUCGUACGCAACCCGAAGGUGCAGAGUACUUGCGCAAUGGCCUUAUACAUAUCUAAAAGUAUCGAAUCGCGUGCUGCAUAGCUAAUGAACCAGGUCCAGGACGAUCUUUCGUGACAUAAAUUUCGUAACAGAGUCUACAUUACGCGAAACCAAUAGGCGUGGGUGUGCGUAUACCCUAUGUUUCGUUUACACACUCUGCACCACCUCAUAUAUCAUAGAAAUCGAACGGCGAAGGAAACGGUAUAUUUACACGGCCUUAAAAUGCGUCGAUUGCAAAUCGAUCAUUUAUCAUUUCCAUCGGUAUCCGAAUCAGAAAAAAAACGUGAACCAGUUUUUUUUUCUGCUAUCGCCGUCCACAUCUCGUCGAGGCGGAAAAGCUGCAUACAGUCAGUGCCUACCGGAGCGCGCGGUUUGUACAACGAAUUUUAAUUGGUUUUGACAACGAACCUACGUACGUUCGUUCGUUCUCCCGAGCUAGUUCGUAGGUGCUAAGCGAAUAGCGCAACAAUUUGCGAAUAAUUUAGCCGGUAUUGUGCGAUAAUAGGUACACUGCGGUUCGGAAUGCUGUUUUAUCAUACUCUUUAACCGGUUCAUGCUAGAACGGUAUCAGAUGAAAAAAAUACGUCCAUGAUGUUGCUUUCUAACAACGAUAUAUCGUAAUUUGAUUCACGAUAUCGCCGGACCUUGGACGAUCCUACAAGAAAUAUGAAGAAAAACACGCGAUUCGAUUCGAUAUUCCGAUGUGAAAUCGAUGUCUGCGGCUGGCGAAGAAAAAAAACUUCUUUUACGAGGUCCACGGAUAUCUAAGCGGCAGUUAGAAACGAGGAAACGUAGAGCGACGUGGAGGACAGUCGAAUAAAUUUUUCACGCAUUUCCCCGCCCGAUCUUAUCUCCGGUUUGUGAAACUGCUAAAUUGAUCAUGAGAAAUGUGCAAAUCAAUGUUUCGACUUCUUUUCGCCGCUGACACAAGUCAAUUAAGCCAAAGAUAGGAUCUAAAUAGCUAUUAAAAAAACAUAAUUAGUUUCUGACUCGUUGCGUACACGUGAACGAUUUACUUUUCAACGAUUUCCUCGAAACAUAAUUCUGAAGUCUAUUUACGUCACGAGAUAAAUAGACUGGAUAAAGAAAGAAUUAGUCAGAUUAGAUGAUCGAGAAACUUGAACAGAAUCGCAAAGAUCAGCCACGGUCGUCUGAGUGCAAUUUCGCCAUUCGAUUAUUGUGUCAACAGCGUAAUUCAAGUGCACGGUCGCAUACCUCUAAUCGUGUCCGUUGUCGAACUACUAUCUGUCUAUUUAAGUUAUUUACGCACCAUCGUAUCUUCUUUCGCGAAGUUAGUCCUCGUUAAGUGAGUAUUCUUUUUCCACGCCGUUUAAUUCUACCUUGACAGGCACGAGGCCACCACCUCUUUCUCGUCAUUGCCGAUCGAUUCUUGUACGUACAUUCGUCGCCGUAGAGCGUAACAUUCCUCAUCAUUCAUUAUUAACGUUCCCAUAUUAAAUGUCAACCACUAAUCCUUUUCCGGCGAACGGAUUUCCCUUAAUAUUCACGAAACAAGUUUUACGUAUUCGCCAGCAGUCCGCGAAGGACGGAAGUUUCCAUUUGACGUCGUCUCAAGUUCAAGGAAAGAAUUUGAGGACUCGUGGACAUCGUAAGAGCCUAAAGAGUUAUGACAACGGCGAAUGGAAUAAAGAAUGAUGAAACGUCGGAAGUGCAGUGGCAGAAGAUACAUACCGGUCAAGAUGAGGACAUGCGUAUAUAUGGAUUCGAGGAGAGCAAGCUGAAAUGCAUUCUGACUUAUAUUUCUUACGCGUUGACCAUCGGCUGCUUGAGACUCCUCUUCCACUGGUACCCACGGCUGCACCUCUACGCCACCCAUAAAAAAUGUUCCCUGAGCGUUGCCACGAAACUGCUCGUAACCGAUAACUACCAAGGGAGGUACAAGUCUUAUUUCGUAGAGGAUGUGAAGACGAUAUCGGCGAGGAACAUCAGGUCAGCACGACCCCUGGAGAAUGUAUCGAAGAACGCAGUGAACAGCGACGAGAAUCUGGACGAGAAGAUCCGGUGUAAGAAAUUACGAAUCAAUUUAGAGAAUGGCACGCAGUGCCAGGUGUUCGAGUACAAGGCGUUCUGGUGUAAAAAGCAAUGUUACGUAUGGGACAUCACGCAGAACACGUUCUCGAGAUUAGUCGGUCUAGAUAAAUAUACGCUUUGUACCGAUCUCCAUCUAAACAACGACCGAGGACUCUCGAGAGAGGAACAAUGUCUUAGGCGCAUUGUGUACGGAAACAACGAGAUCGUGGUACCCGUGCAAAGCAUAGGCGUGUUAUUGUUGUUGGAAAUAUUGAAUCCGUUUUACAUUUUUCAAAUUUUCACUCUGUGCGUAUGGCUCGCAGAAGGUUACUUAUACUACACCGGGGCUAUUAUAUGCAUGUCGGUUUUCGGAAUCACGAGUUCCAUCGUGCAGACCCGUAAGAAUCAAAUAAAUCUGUGCGGCACUGUGGCGUCCAGCGAGACCGUUCGCGUGCACCGGAGCUCGAACCAGGUGGUAAACAUAUCGAGCAACGAGCUGGUACCGGGCGACAUAAUAGAAUUGCCCAAGCACCAGGCCACCGUCGUCUGCGACGCGGUACUCUUGACUGGACAAUGCAUUCUAAACGAAUCGAUGCUGACCGGGGAGUCCGUGCCUGUCACGAAAACACCACUGCCGUCGCGUCACGUUCUCUACGACCCGAGAGAAUGCUCCCACCAUACGAUAUUCAGCGGCACGACUAUCAUCCAAACCAGGAGUUACGACGACGGUCCGGUUUUGGCAAGAGUGAUACGAACCGGAUAUCACACCAGCAAAGGUUCUCUAGUCGCUGCCAUACUGUAUCCACCGCCGGCCGAUUUUAAGUUCGACCAAGAUUCUUAUAAGUUCAUCGGGAUAUUAGCGUUCAUAGCAACCUGCGGUUUCUUGUACACCAUCAUAACUAAGGUUUCCAAAGGAAUUACACCGGGAGAUAUAGCGAUAAAAGCAUUGGACAUAAUUACGAUCGUGAUUCCGCCAGCACUGCCAGCGGCGAUGACGGUGGGAAAAUUAUACGCGCAAGCACGAUUGAAACGCGCGCAAAUAUAUUGCAUCAACGAUAGAGUUAUUAAUGUGUCUGGCAGCAUAAAUUGCGUAUGUUUCGAUAAGACCGGUACUUUGACCGAAGACGGAUUGGACAUGUGGGGUAUCGUGCCUUGUAUGAACGGUGUUCUCGGAAAAUCCGUGAAAACCAUUCCCAACGUAAGCGAUCACCCGCUUUUCGAGGGUAUGCUAGUUUGCCAUAGCUUAACUCUAAUCGAUGGCGAACUUUGCGGUGAUCCUUUAGAUGUUAAGAUGUUCGAAAGUACAGGAUGGAUAUUGGAAGAGUUCAAUAACACGACGAAAGAUAAUUUCCUGGCUCCGACCGUCGUGAAGCCGUUAAAGAAGAACGGCUACACGGAAAAUAUGAACGAAAUAUCGGAGAUUGGUAUCGUGCAACAGUAUCAAUUCUCAAGUUCCCUUCAACGAAUGUCGGUGAUAAUGCGCGUGCGAGGUUCUAGUACUUUUAAAGCUUAUACGAAAGGUUCUCCCGAGAUGAUACUCAGCUUGAGCAAGCCCGAAACUAUACCGAAAGAUAUCAUGUUUUGUUUGAAAAGUUAUACGGAACAGGGGUAUCGUGUGAUAGCCAUGGGGCGGACGGAAUUGCCUAAUAAUAGCGAAAAGAUAACGAAACUGCCUCGAGACGCGGUGGAGCAGAAUUUAGAAUUUCUAGGAUUAGUAAUCAUGGAGAACAGAUUAAAGACGCCGACUAUACCGGUGAUCAAGGAGCUGAGAGCAGCCAACAUCCACGUAUUGAUGAUUACAGGGGAUAAUAUCCAGACCGCGGUGAGUGUUGCGAAGGAAUGCGGUAUCUUGUCGCAGCAGGAGAUCGUGAUAGACGUGACGGUGGUAACCGAAGAGAAUAACUCCCAGCCGAAAAUCUAUUUCAACCUUCAAGAGAUGUCAUCAAAAUUGAAUUUUCAGAAAAAUAGGUUUGCGUUACGCGAAUUGAAGGACGUCGAACGGAGCGUCGGUACCACUAAUUAUCGUUUCGCGUUAACGGGCCAGUCGUGGCAAUUGUUGCGCGAACACUAUUCGGAUCUCGUCCCAAAAAUUUGCGUGCGCGGCGCGAUAUUCGCCCGUAUGAACAGCGAUCAGAAACAGCAACUGGUUUUGGAGUUGAUGCAACUCCGUUAUUACGUGGCAAUGUGCGGCGACGGAGCUAAUGACUGCGGCGCUCUGAGAGCCGCGCACGUCGGCGUGUCCUUAUCCGAAGCGGAAUCUAGUGUCGCCAGCCCGUUUACGUCCAAGGUGCCGGACAUCAGGUGCGUCCCGAAGGUGAUAAAGGAAGGUCGCGCAGCUCUGGUUACGUCGUUCGGGAUCUUCAAAUUCAUGGUCACCUAUUCCCUGACCGAAUUUUUGUCUGUUAUCAUUCUCUACUCGAUCGAUUCUAAUCUAACGGACUUAGAGUUUCUCUUCAUCGAUAUCUGUCUCGUAGUACUUUUCGCUUCAUUUUUCGGUAAAACCCGCGCGUACGAGACGAAAUUAGUAAAGAAACCGCCAAUGACCAGUCUGCUGACGUUCACCUCGAUCUUCUCUCUAUCCGUACACAUGCUGAUAAUGACCAUCUUCCAAACUAUCGCUUAUUACGCGGUCCGCCAAUUCCCAUGGUUCACACCGUUCGUUUAUACGGAGGAAACCGAGUACGCUUGUUACGAAAAUUAUUCCGUUUUCUGCGUCGCCAUUUUCCAGUACAUAACGAUGGCUAUAAUAUUUUCACGUGGUAAGCCUUAUCGAAAAGCGAUCUAUACGAAUAUCGCGUUUAUGUUCUCGCUGAUAGCGAUGACGCUCGUUUGCGCGUACAUAACGGUUUAUCCAGCGGGUUGGAUAGUGAAUUUGCUUCAACUGCAUCUUCCGCCUGAGUACGACUGGAGGAUAAUCAUAUUGGUGCUCGCAUUCGCGAACUUCGUUCUUUGCUUCUUCGUCGAGUCCUUUGUGAUCGAGUAUCUGAUCGAGAAGAAGUUCCGAGAAAAGUUCUACAAUCCCAAGAAGUCUAAGAAGGAAUACCUUCGAGUGGAACACGAACUGGCGAAUGAUCUCAGUUGGCCGACGAUUAGCAAAGAGUUGCCGACGUUACCGUUGACGCCGAGCGUUGAGAACAUUAUUAGUAGCGUAACGUAUCCGACGAAUGUGGACGGUGACCAACUCGACCGGACGGCGGUCGAGUCGUCGAACAAAGGUAACGACCGUGACCGUGACGACUCGUGUGAUUACGCGUUCGACAAUUACACAUUCGUCGACGACGAGUCGCGGGAAGCGCACAUGAUAACUAGAUGUUAAGACAAGAUGUGCGACACAGUAUUUCGGAUCCGAUGUCUUCCUAAGAAAGGAUAUACCAGUAUUUGUACAUAGCUGUAAUAACUUGCGAAAUAUUUUCGAAACUAUUUUUUUAGAGAUACAACGUGAAAUACGUACAAUAUAUGUACAUGGAUAAUUUUUAAUCGUUGCGUACAAGGUAUACGUAAUGUAAGGAGAAUCUUUCAAAAUGUUCGUAGCGAAAGUAUUAAUUUAUUCAAAUACAAAAAAAAGAAAUCGUAGAAAAUCUUGGAUGUUGACGCUUACUUAUACAUACGAUGACAUUUACUUAUAUAUACAAAUGCUUUAUUUACAUAUCGUUUAGUUAAUAGAAAAUUUGGGUGUCCAAGAAAUAAAACAAAUUACAUAUCAUAAGACGAGACAGUUGCUCGUCUUGGGCUCCGAUUAUUUCGAUCUUCUUAGCAUUCUCUAUAAUACGAAUAAAUGUACGUGAUCGUACGUUCGAAUCAUCGUGCGAAAAUUAA